UAAUUUUUUUUGUUUGUUGCUAGUCAAUAUACAAUCAGGAGAAAAGUACUACAACAGCAAUAUUGAACUAUGAAAAGCCAUAAGCAAUUAGCAAAUAACUUUAACUUUUCCUCAUUUUAUUUUUCUUAUUCUUUAUUUCUUUUCAUACAUUGAUUUUUUUGACCUCUCCAAAUGAAUCAUUCUUCACAACAUUCUGUUAGAAGAGGACCAACACUUCGGGGCAGUGGAAGAUAUCGUCCUGCCAUUAGUAGGAACAGUGUCCGUCGUCCAUCAAAAGGAUCACCUGACGAUGAAGAACAAAUUGGCUUAACGGAAAUACAACCGGACGAAACUUGCAGUAGUAUGUCUGAGAAGAUUGAAACAGAACAUAGCGAGGAAACCUUUACAGAUAUAAUAUCACAUCCAGUGGAAGAAUAUCAUGCUCAUCAGAAGCGUGAAAAGAGUUUUCAAUCAAGAGCACACCGCUGGUCAGUUCACCAUUCGCUAACACAGCAGCAACAAGGGGAAAGAAUACAGCGUCAAUUAUCAAAAAGACAAAGUGAACAAAUUCAUUAUUCAAUCGUUCUGCACUUUCGUCAGUUGCGGGGUAAUCAAAGCUUUGUCUUGGACUAUGAUGCAGCCAAUGACUUUUGUCAACGACUUCAUUUAAGUCUACAAGAGCGUAUUCAAUUCAAUGGUGUUCAUGAUACAGAUUCACUCACUGAAUUCCUUUACAAAAUCAAACGCGACUUUUCUAUCAAAAUCCAUCAUAAAUCAGGAAAGUACGUGCAUCAUCAACACCAUAAUGAUGGCAGCAACCAUAUUAUAGAGAUCAAUGAAAAUGUUUAUAUAGAGUUCAAGCCCAAAUUCAAUAGCCAUCUGCAUUUACCACUUCUAGAGGCCACACGUCGUCCGUUCUUUCAGCAUCCUGAACCUGAUUUAAGUGCAGAUAUUGGUCAAGAGAAAGCAGCUUCGUGGCUUGAGCUAUUUUAUGAUUUAUUUUACGUAGCCACAUUGACUCAAUUCACACACAGUCAUCAUAUUAAAGAUUGGGCGUCGUUGGGUGUGUAUGCUCAGUGGUUCGUUAUUACCUGGUGGGCUUGGUGUGCAAGCUCUUUGUAUACAGCAAGAUUUGACACCGAUGAUGUUGUGCACCAUAUAUACAAACUAAUAGAAAUGUGUGCAGUCAUUGGCAUGGCGGGUUCGUCUGAGUAUUUCCAAAACUCUACAGGAUACGUCUAUGGUUAUAUAGCGUUGAAAGCAGUAUUGGCUAUUGAAUAUUUUGUUGUCUUCAUUGUCGCCAUAUUGGCCAAAUCAAAGUCCCGGGUACCUUUAGCAUUUUACAUUGGUGCCAACCUGGUCUCUAUUGCACUGUGGGCUUCUUCUUUGGUAAUAUUAGAGAAGGGAACUCACCGUAUUCUCUGGUACCUUGGUAUUUUGUCGGAAGUUUUGGUAAAUGUGAUCGUUCGGGAUGACAAGACACUUUCAUGGGCAGCUAGUCAUUUGGCAGAAAGACUUGGGCUUCUCUCUUUGAUCGUACUAGGAGAGAACUUGAUGGGUUUAGUGUCGCUAGUAGCAAUGUCAGGCAACUACUUAAUUAUAGUUGUACCCAACUUUAUGGCCGUUUUCAUUAUUUUCGGAUUCUUUUUUAUGUACUUUGAAGAUUUCAACAAGGAGGUACAGCAACACGAGUGAUAGAGUUCAGGUGGUUAUUGUCCAAAUGUUGACUCUCUUUAUAAUAGGUAUUUCUACACAACAAAUAUCAUCAAAUUUGGGUUUAUCUGCAUUUCCCUCUGCAUUUAUGUCAGGUAGCUUUUGGUAUUUC
Messenger RNA from Mycotypha africana, 1804 nucleotides. Its product is annotated as bacterial low temperature requirement A protein-domain-containing protein. Bases 172 to 1674 code for a protein of 500 amino acids. Lineage: Eukaryota; Fungi; Mucoromycota; Mucoromycetes; Mucorales; Mycotyphaceae. The record is from RefSeq and is a predicted model, not a curated record. The transcript has 10 exons.